Messenger RNA from Saccharomyces eubayanus, 1221 nucleotides. It is a transcript of the gene INN1, whose product is annotated as Inn1p. The record is from RefSeq and is a predicted model, not a curated record. NCBI's taxonomy places the organism in Eukaryota, Fungi, Ascomycota, Saccharomycetes, Saccharomycetales, Saccharomycetaceae. The transcript has a single exon. Bases 1 to 1221 code for a protein of 406 amino acids.
AUGUCUGAAGAAGUGUGGAGUGGAAAUCAAGGUACGCUGUCUGUAUAUGUGAGCAAAGCCAGAGACCUGCCCAAUCUGAAUAAGCUGGACAAGCAAAAUGUGAUGCUUAGGUUACGAAUAGCUCAUAUGACAAGAGCAAGUAACACUUUACAUCGGGCAGGUCAAAAUCCUGUUUUCCGUUACUUGGAAAAAUUCGAUAUUACCCCCGAAAUUAAGCCUUUGAUGUACGUGGAGGUCUACUGCGAUAGAAGAAAGAAAUCUCCCCUUCCCAUUGGGAGAUGUGAAAUAGAUCUGUUAAAUGCUAUUAGGGCAGACCCGAAGGAAGGUUAUUGCACCUGGUAUGAACUGAAGAGAAGCGGGGACGAAUUUGCUGGUACCAUAUUUAUUGAGUUGACAUUUACUCCAAAAGUACCUCGUCUAAACAGAGAUGACCUUAACAAAGAAACGGAUAGGUUGGAUUCCUCAAUGGCAAUGAGACCCAUGCCGCCAUUACCAACCGAGUUAGAAUACGACUAUGUCCACGGCUCUACAAUGCGACAGGUCACUCCACAAUUGAGCGCUACAACUACUAAGAUUAGAUCCGAGGGACAAUCAUAUAGAAAUGCGAAUAUUUUUUCAAUGUCAUCCAAAUCCGACACAGCAGUCUUAGCUAACGAUACCGAUCCGAUCGUUUUGCCACCAACUUUUGCAUCUUCCAUGGGGACAACGUCUACCCUAGAGACUAAUGACACUGUUAUAUCGAACACUUCGGAUACUAAGUUCCAUUUUGCCAAUCUGAGAAAAUUAAAGGAAAAGAUAAAUAUUUUCAAGAAUCCAGAUAGUUCGACAAAUAAUUGCCAAAAUGAAGCUAAUAAAGUGGACAUUGAGGCUCUUCAAAAAGCCAUUGGUGUAACCUCCUUGUCUUACGAUGAUGACGAUGAGGAAAUACAGGAAGGGUUCUAUUCUUCAAGUCAUAGGGUUUCGCAUAACUUAAACCAACCACCAUUACCUCCUAUACCAACUAGAGACGAUACAUCUACUUAUUCGAGAUCACGCAAUAGGUCUCCUAUACCGAAAGGUAGAGAGGCUCGCCAGCAAUCGGUUCCUUUCAACUCGCAUAUUCCUUCUUCAGUUUUGAAUUCUCCAAAACUACCACCACUACCGACAGGUUCAAAUUCCAAUUUCAGUUCAAGGAAAAAUUCCAUGUCUCCCACAAGGAGAAGACCACCGCCAAGGUUUUAG